This is a messenger RNA of Penicillium taxi, 1887 nucleotides long. RefSeq lists its product as uncharacterized. The record is from RefSeq and is a predicted model, not a curated record. NCBI's taxonomy places the organism in Eukaryota, Fungi, Ascomycota, Eurotiomycetes, Eurotiales, Aspergillaceae. Gene Ontology annotation, molecular function: sequence-specific DNA binding; DNA-binding transcription factor activity; phosphorelay response regulator activity. Bases 1 to 1887 code for a protein of 628 amino acids. The transcript is spliced from 7 exons. Gene Ontology annotation, biological process: phosphorelay signal transduction system; regulation of DNA-templated transcription.
AUGGAGGGCCAGACCUCGAAUCCCGCCCCCGCUGGGAACUCCAGUGACUUUGUACGCAAAUUAUAUAAAAUGCUGGAGGACCCAUCCUAUGCGUCUAUUGUUCGCUGGGGUGAUGAGGGUGAUAGCUUCGUCGUGCUAGAGUGCGAGAAAUUCACCAAGACGAUCCUACCAAAACACUUCAAGCACAGCAAUUUUGCCAGUUUUGUUCGCCAACUGAAUAAGUAUGAUUUCCACAAAGUCCGACAAAACAACGAGGAGAGUGGCCAGUCGCCGUAUGGUCAAAAUGCGUGGGAAUUCAAACACCCCGAGUUCAGAGCCAACAGCAAGGAUUCACUCGAUAAUAUCCGACGGAAAGCACCUGCACCCCGUAAACAGGCCCAGAGUACCGAUGACUCGGCCCCAACUCAACAGAUUGACUUGCUAAACCAGCAAGUCAUCGCCCAACAGCAACAAAUUCAACACCUCUCAGACCGUUACGCACAGCUCACAGUGGACCACCAGCUUAUGCUUCAGGAACUAAUGCGCGUACAAAAGACUGUUUUGAAUCAUGAGAAUGUCAUUCAUCAAGUGAUGAACCAUUUGCUCUCGGCAGACGCGCGUCGAAGGGGUAACAAGGCAGCUGUCGCAUUUCAGGGACAAAGUGGUUCGACCAUGAGUCCCUCACAGGUUGGGGCUGUAGAUGACGAGACAUCAUCCCCUCUGCAGCAGGCCUCGAAGCUGCUGAGCGGGAUGAACGCCGAGAUGCAGUUUAACUUGGGCAACAUGGAAUCUGCAAAUGAGCUGUCAAACGCGGGUGCUGCUGUCCCAGUGGCGACUCCUGCCAUAGAUGCGACUGCUCACAAUGGCGCGGUGCGCCCUGUAACUACUGUAGCUCCUCCCGCUCCAGCGAUGGCCUAUCCGAAAAUGGGCAGUGAUCUAGAGCAGGUGGUCUAUCCAGUGGGCGCGACAAACGGUAUCGACCCCAUGUACAGCGAACAUGUCAACAAUGUGCCGUACCCAAUGCCUACCAAGACAGAGGUGGCCGAGACUUCCGAACCCCGCCGAUAUCCAGACAAUCGGAAGAAAGGCAAUCACGUCGACCCUGGGUGGAUACGUUCGCCCCAAAUCCUCCUGGUUGAGGACGACGCUACUUGCAGGCAGAUUGGUGGAAAGUUCCUCUAUUCAUUCUCUUGUGUUAUUGACACUGCAUUUGAUGGUUUGGAGGCUGUAAACAAAAUUAGAGGUGGUUCCAAGUAUGAUUUGAUUCUUAUGGAUAUCAUUAUGCCAAGUCUGGAUGGUGUGUCUGCAUGCCAUCUUAUUCGCCAAUUUGACCGAACUCCCAUCAUUGCCAUGACUUCCAACAUUCGAAGUGAUGACAUUCAGCUAUAUUUCCAACACGGAAUGGAUGAUGUUCUCCCGAAACCGUUUACACGGUCGAGCCUUCUUGAUAUGCUUGAGAAGCAUCUGGUGCAUCUCAAGCAUAUACCUCAAGGCAUUGAAGCUCCACCACCUGCUCCAGUGGCCAUGGCCCCGCAACCAUCAGCGUCCCAGUCAAUCAAAGAAGACAGUUCUCCAGGUCAAUCACCUGCCGGUUCCAUGAACAACUGGCAAUCGCCUGGUCAGUUCCAAAACAUGCAAGCUGUGCCACCUAACAUGCCUACUGUCCAAGGUCAAUAUGUCACCACAGCAACAGCACCACCAGCGGCAUAUGUGGUCGAUCAAAAUGGCGUUCAAUUCCCCCCACCGGUGGUUGCAGUCCCUUCUAACGGAGCCCAAGCUCGCCCUCCACAUCGACGACAAAUGUCCGAGAUGUCAAGUGUCACAGACAACUCAAAUAUGGCUAAACGACAGCGAAUGUAUGCUCAGCCCCAACCAAUGAUGGCCGUACAAGCGGGACGGCCUGUUUAA